Messenger RNA from Schistocerca nitens (vagrant locust), 4977 nucleotides. RefSeq lists its product as uncharacterized. Bases 78 to 3257 code for a protein of 1059 amino acids. NCBI's taxonomy places the organism in Eukaryota, Metazoa, Arthropoda, Insecta, Orthoptera, Acrididae. Gene Ontology annotation, cellular component: membrane. The record is from RefSeq and is a predicted model, not a curated record. Gene Ontology annotation, molecular function: GTP binding. The transcript has 11 exons. Gene Ontology annotation, biological process: signal transduction.
GGCGCGCGCGCCCCGCCGGCGGGCCCGGCGGCCAGUGCGAGCCGCGAGAGCCCAGCGGCCAGCCCUCCCAGCUCGCCAUGGGGUCCUCCACCGCUGCCACUGCCACUGCCGCACUCGUCUUCGCCGCAGCCUUUGUCGCAGCAGUGUACAGCCAGGAAGCCCAACCAAUAGACCCAGUGAUCGAAUCUCAAUGUCGGCCUUACGUGGAGAAGGCCCUCAGAGAGUUCGGCACAUCUGAAUAUCCUCCAGGUGAUAAAGAUCAGCAGCAUGCUGAACCAGCAGUGUCAUCAGAAGAUACUGAUCAGGUGCCAAAGUCUGGAGAGGCAGACAGCCCCACUGAGACAGUAGAAGUAUCUACCGAGGAGGUAACAAGUAAAGAGGAGGCCGUAGCAAGUGCAGAAGAAGGAUUACACAGCACUGAGGAUGAAGCAGCCAGUGCAGAAGAAGGACAACAAAGAGAAGAACGGAGUGUUCCCACUGAAGAACUGGGAUCACCUGCAAGUGCUGAGGAGGUAACAAAAGAUGGUGCUGUGAGUGUAGAGGAGGCGGCAGCCAGCACGGAGGAGGAGGCGGCGGCCGCCAGCGUGGAGGAGGAGGGAGCGGCCAGUGCGGAAGAGGCAGCAGCCAGCGCAGAAGAGGGAGCCGCCAGCGGGGAGGAGGCAGCAGCAGCCAGCGCGGAAGAGGGAGCAGCCAGUGCGGAAGAGGGAGCAGCCAGCGCGGAAGAGGGAGCAGCCAGCGCGGAAGAGGGAGCAGCCAGCGCGGAAGAGGGAGCAGCCAGCGCGGAAGAGGGAGCAGCCAGCGCGGAAGAGGGAGCAGCCAGCGCGGAAGAGGGAGCAGCCAGCGCGGAAGAGGGAGCAGCCAGCGCGGAAGAGGGAGCAGCCAGCGCGGAAGAGGGAGCAGCCAGCGCGGAAGAGGGAGCAGCCAGCGCGGAAGAGGGAGCAGCCAGCGCGGAAGAGGGAGCAGCCAGCGCGGAAGAGGGAGCAGCCAGCGCGGAAGAGGGAGCAGCCAGUGCGGAAGAGGGAGCAGCCAGCGCGGAAGAGGGAGCAGCCAGCGCGGAAGAGGGAGCAGCCAGCGCGGAAGAGGGAGCAGCCAGUGCGGAAGAGGGAGCAGCCAGCGCGGAAGAGGGAACAGCCAGCGCGGAAGAGGGAACAGCCAGCGCGGAAGAGGGAGCAGCCAGCGCGGAAGAGGGAACAGCCAGCGCGGAAGAGGGAGCAACCAGCGCGGAAGAGGGAGCAGCCAGUGUGGAAGAGGGAGCAGUCAGUGCGGAAGAGGGAGCAGUCAGUGCGGAAGAGGGAGCAGCCAGUGCAGAGGAGACUGUGACUAGCACAGAAGAGGGUGCCACCAGCGCGGAAGAGGGUGCCGCCAGUGCGGAAGAGGGUGCAGCAAGUGCGGAAGAGGGUCUCGCCAGCGCGGAAGAGGGUGCCGCCAGCGCGGAAGAGGGUGCAGCAAGCGCGGAAGAGGGUGCAGCAAGCGCGGAAGAGGGUGCAGCAAGCGCGGAAGAGGGUGCAGCAAGCGCGGAAGAGGGUGCAGCAAGCGCGGAAGAGGGUGCAGCAAGCGCGGAAGAGGGUGCAGCAAGCGCAGAAGAGGCUGCAGCCAGCGCGGAAGAGGAUGCAGCCAGCGCAGAAGAGGCUGCAGCCAGCGCAGAAGAGGCUGCAGCAAGCACAGAAGAGGCUGCAGCAAGCACAGAAGAGGCUGCAGCAAGCGCAGAAGAGGCUGCCGCAAGCGCAGAAGAGGCUGCCGCAAGCACAGAAGAAGAACAAAAGGAAGAUGAGAAACAAAAAGGUGGAACUGAUGAGAAAGCAGCUGAGGAUGCAGAGGAAAAACCUGUGGAUAUUCCUGAAGGAAAAGAUGUUGGUCCUGAAUCAGCUGAGAGUGAGGAACCAAUAACAGAAGCGGAACCAAUCCCUGAGGAAGAACUAACACAGGAAAUGGAGAUUCCAGACAAGCUGCGACCUAGAGAACACAUUGCAAAAAUACUACAACUUGAUUCUGAAUCUGCCGAAAAAGAGCUAAUGCUGAGCAAGGUAGCCGAUAUUAUACUGCGAGAUUUAAAGCGCCUCUAUGACAAUGCUAUCAAGCCUCUUGAAACACUUUAUAAAUACAGAGACCUCAGCAACCGACACUUUGGAGAUCCCGAAAUCUUUUCAAAACCUCUGAUACUAUUUAUGGGUCCCUGGAGUGGAGGGAAGUCCUCUAUCAUCAAUUAUCUCUUAGACAAUGAAUACACAGGAACCGCACUACGAACAGGUGCUGAACCAUCACCAGCCUAUUUCAAUAUUGUUAUGUGGGGUGACCGAUCAGAGGUGCUAGAUGGAACGCAGCUCGCAGCCGACUGGACAUUUUCUGGCUUGCAAAAGUUUGGGCAGGGUCUGCUAGAUCGACUGAGAGGUCUGCGCUUACCUAACAAAUUGCUCGAAAAGGUUAACAUAGUGGAAAUUCCAGGAAUUCUAGAAAUUCGUAAACAGGUAGAACGCCUGUUUCCUUUUAAUGAUGCGUGUCAGUGGUUUAUCGAUCGUGCCGACAUAAUAUUUCUGGUAUACGACCCAGCAAAGCUGGAUGUGGGACCUGAGACCGAAGCGAUCUUGGACCAGCUGAAAGGACGGGAGUCACAGACUCGAAUUGUGCUCAACAAGGCAGACCAAGUGAAGCCUGAGGAACUCAUGCGUGUCCAGGGGACACUUAUUUGGAACAUAAGUCCGCUGAUGUCAAGCUCAGAGCCUCCUGUUAUGUAUUCAACUUCAUUAUGGUCACUGCCUUAUGAGCUGGGAGCACCCGUGCGACUAUUGCAAGCACAAGAACACGCAUUCCUUCAGGAUAUGAGAAAAGCUAUCGAUAGACGAGUGGAGAACAAGAUUGCUAGUGCCAGACGUUUUGCAGUGAGAGUCCGGAACCACGCAAAAAUGGUUGAUUGCUACCUGACAACAUAUUACAAUCACAAAGGGCUCUUCGGUAACCGCAAGAGGGUUAGUGACGACAUCAUUGAAAGGCCACAAGACUACCACAUUUAUGAAGGCCUCAGCACUCUGACUAAUAUUUCACGAUACGACCUUCCCGACCCAGAUGUCUACCGCGACUUCUUUCGACUGAACCCUCUCUACGACUUUCCUCUUCUAUCAUCCACGUGUACAUACUUCCGGGGAUGCCCUAUAAACCGAUUAGAUGUUGCCAUCGCAUAUGACCUGCCUGAGUUGGUAGGGAAGUACCACAAGGGUGUAGAAGAGGCACUCACACAACUGAAUGCACGGGUCCAGAGUUGAGCUUUUCCAAGAUGGUGGCUGCAGAAAGUAUACAAUGCCCAGGGUCCACCUUCUUAAUGAGUAAGAGUAAGCUGGAAACCACUUCCAGCAGGCAAUGCGAACAAUAUGUGAUUUGUGUGGGGAAACAACAGAUGACAGUGGCUGUGAUCAUACACUGAGCCUGUACUCAAUAUUAACUCUGACUAUGAGCAGCAUAGACUUUUUUUAAAAAAAUAAAAUAAACCAACAAAAAAUGAUAUUCACAAAAGCGAGACUGCGGCCAUCACUUCUGGGUACAAUUAAAAUAGUCUCAAUCAAGCUUUUAGAACAAAAGCAUAAAAAAUGAAGACACAACACCAAAUAUUUUUCAAAGAAAGUCACCGAUAAAUGCAGAUGUGUUAAAUAAACAAAACAAAUUUAAUAAGAAUUAUAGGCAUAUGUGACACUGAGAUUUUAAAAAAAUUCUGAGGUUUUCAGAUAAUUCCAGCAAAUCAACAACUGAAAUCCAGGGGGGAAACAAUACAGCAAACUUGAAUUGCUCCUCUUUAUAAAGCAGACAAGUAGAAAGUGUUUGGAAUUUUUGGUCAUUGCAUAUGCUUUCAAAGACGACAGACCAAGUGAAAUUCUAGUUUGGAGCAUAAUUCAGUUAGUGCAAGAAUGUGUAAAAGGCUGCUAAUAUGUAAACUGCCACUGUCACCUGUGACAUGCAUAGUUCCCUAAAACGAAUGAGAAAUUCACUAAUCCAAAAUUGACACUACAGAGACUCAGAAAGUGCACCCUGUGGCAUAAGUUUGAUUGCAACCAGUGAAGUGGAAGGAAGCUCUAGACAUUCCACUUCAAAAAGCUUUAACUCAGCUACAGGAACAUAAAAAGUUCAAAUGUAGCUACCUAAAGUGAAACAGUGUCCUACCAAAAGAACAUUGUGUAACUGUCCAACAACUUAAGCACUAAGUGGAGAAGUUAAAGAGUGAUUAUGCAGUGUCAUGACUGUGUGAACUUAGGCAUUUUACAUAGACCUUUCACACAUCUUUAUCCAGAGCUGCAUUUCUGCAAAAAUAUGCAUUGCAAGAAAGAAAAUGAAGACUUUUAUGAGAAAUUUAACUUCACGUUAUUUUAGAGAAGCAAAGGGAGAAAAGUUCCACAAGCAAGCAAUAAUAUGAUUUUUGUAUGUCAUAUUUCUACAAUCUCUACUCAAAUCACAUACAGUGUGUGGUGUGAUGAUAUUUAGGCACAUGUAUCCUUAUACAAUCCUCAGGGUAUAAAUGCAGGUACAGUUUAGUUCGAACAAAGCAGUAAGUUUAUCUUUUUUACUGUUAACUCUGGUUCAUACAUUUAUGGCUUGCAGAAGCAUAGUUUGCUGCAGAAUGAGAUAAGUAAGGUGCUGUGUACAAAUGUGUUCAAAAUGAAAAACAGCAACCUCUACAAAUUUCAUUGAUUGAUAUAAUAAAAAGGCACAUCACAAGGUCCAAGCAAUUCAAGUGAAAAGAAGAAACAAUAUGAUGUGUAUUUUACAACCAAGGAUUAAAUGUGUAAAUUUUAUGUGUGUAUAUGCAGUGCUUCAAGACAUUUCCUGCACAGCCACUAAACAAGUUACGUGGCAAUCGCAUUUCCUUGAAUGUCUGUGAGUUACCUAGAACUACCAACAGAGAUUGUUCUCCAAAUUGUAUGUGUGAGUGAGUGUAUUUUUGUUUGUAAAAUUUUACUUAAGUAUUCAUAAUAAAAUCAAUGUACUGUUUGUUAA